UUCACACCUUGAAACUCUUUUGGUUCACCUUUAGUCACCUUCCUCCUCUACUUCAUCUGGCCGGAACAUUUUUCACGGUCAAGAGUGUGUAAUCGCCAUUUCAUCGGCCAGUUCAGUAGUGCAAGAACUAUUUGCAGAAGAGAACAAUGAACUCCCCCACUUCCAAAGCCAACGGAGAACAAUGAACUCCCCAUGAUUGACGACAAAAAAUACCAAUACAAUUACAACGGCCGAGAAAUUCCAAAGGAUGCUCUCAAGAAACUUCUGAAGUAUACAAAUUUGAAAUCGAAAACCAAUGGCAAAGAAAUCGACGUAGAUAAAGGUCUGCUUUCGGUCAUUGUUUUCGUCUCUGAGAGAAAAAGGCUUGAAUUGCUUCACAUAGCUCUCCGCUUUCAGAGCCCGCCCAAAGUUGAAGUUUUCUGCUUAGCUGAUAUUUUCGGUGUAACCCCGACUUUCAAUAACGUUUGCUUGGAAGAUAGUGGUUGCUUUACUGAUAACCAUCUCAUCUAUGUUAGCACCAAAGAACCAGCUAAGGAACGUCAUCAGCCUUGGACUGCUGUUUAUCAAACCAAUCUCCAGAACGGAGUAACUGACCGUCUCACACCACUAGGUAUAUAUACCAUGUCUUUUUUAUGAUGAUACUGAUUUUCUUAUCACUGACUAUACGUGCAUCAAAUCAGGGACUGCUGAUUUAAGCCCCUAGUUGUCACCGUCAAGAAAGAUGAUAGCUGUGGCAUCAUUCCAAGGAAAGGCAGGUGGUUGGGACGGUGAAAUCGAAGAUCUAAAGACUAACAUUUAUAUCAUGGAUAUAAUGUCACCUCACACUCGGAGGAUGGUUGUAAAAAAUGGUGGGUGGCCGACUUGGGGAAGUCACAAUGUCAUAUUCUUCCACGGUAAGGAUGAACCAAUAAUUCAUCCAAAAGGCGUUAAAGCAUUUUGGAGUGUAUACCGGGUCGACAUUAGCAAUGGUGUUGUCAAACGGGUAACCCCGCCAAAUUUUGAUGCGUUCACUCCGGCCGCCAUUGAUGCGAACAGAGUGGCUGUUGUUACUGUUCGUAAAGAGUCACAGGGGUUAGGCGCAGCACGUGACGUAGACCAGUUUAGACAAAUUGAGAUAUUUGAUUCAAAUAUGUACGGACAAAGCACAAAAAUCACUCAAUAUACUAAAUCAUCAAAAGCGGAUCACUUCAACCCAUUUCUGAUCAACGGUGGGAAGCUCAUUGGUUACCACCGUGGCAGGAGCGACAAACUCUCGUACAAAGCUGUGGAAAGACCAUUUCAGACGCUUGACUCCUCACUACCAGACGUAGGUCUGUUCAGAGUGUCAGGAGUGUUUCCAACAAUUUCAAAAGAUGGAAAAAGGCUUGAAUUUGUUGACAAUGAGUUCAAAGCUGUGUGGGUUGCUGAUGGUAAUGGAUUGCAUAUUGCGUACGAGGAGGAUGGUCCGGACAGACUCUUCUCCCCAGUUUGGAACCAACGUGAUGACACAUUAUAUGUGUGUGUUGGACCUUCAUUUAACAUGAAAAUGAAGGUGAACAUCAAUGCUAUCACCAACGUCUCAAAGUAUAGACGUCAGUGUUAUGCGCUUACAGAUCAGUACAAUAAUGCCUUCCCAUCCAGCAGUCCAGAUGGGAAGAAAUUAGUAUACCGAUCAACAGGGAAAGAUGGAUUCAAGAAUCUAUACAUAAUGGAAGAUGAAAAACGAGGGGUGGUCAAUGGAAGGGAACCAAGACGGCUAACGAAAGGGAAAUGGACUGAUACACAUUGCCAAUGGUCGCCAAUGGGAGAUUGGAUAGUAUUUUCGUCAACCCGUGACAAGCCUGCAGGUGCACCAGAAUCAGACCAGGGUCUUGACCCAGGAUACUUUGCGGUGUAUCUAGUGAAGUGGGAUAAUCCAGAUGUUUUGGUAAGAGUGAUGACAAGUGGAAGUGAUAUCUCAGGGCAUGUGAACCAUCCCUGCUUCAGUCCCGAUGGAUGUAGCAUUGUUGUGACUGCAGACCUUGCUGGCGUGUCUGUUGAUCCAAUAUCUUUACCUCUAUUCGAGCAUUCGGUGAGGUCUUAUGGAGAUAUUUUUUCCAUCGACCUUCCCGAAGAUCAUCUAUUAAGGUACCAGGAUGGAAAUUACAAGAAUGAAAAACAUAUUCGGGAUGUGAAAAAAUUCACGCGAAUUACACACAGUAAGUACGAGUACUAUACUGCUACUUGGACUAAGUUCGCGACUCAGGAUCCAAAUAGAGCAUGGAGUAUGCGCUUGCCAGCAGGAGACUUCACUCCUUCAUGUCCUUACAAGAAACGAGAUGGAGGAGAAAGUUACCACAUGACUGGCCACCUGCUCCUCCCAAGAAGAUGUUGUUCCAUGUCAUUUAUUCCACCUGUGUGUUUGGUUUGUUUCUCCAUGUAAGAUUUGCUUGUUGUUUUCAAACUGGAUUUGCAAUAAAUGAAACUUAUGAAUGUCCUUUUGCUACAA
Papaver somniferum (opium poppy) is the source of this 2467-nucleotide messenger RNA. RefSeq lists its product as uncharacterized. The record is from RefSeq and is a predicted model, not a curated record. The transcript has 5 exons. Lineage: Eukaryota; Viridiplantae; Streptophyta; Magnoliopsida; Ranunculales; Papaveraceae. Gene Ontology annotation, biological process: proteolysis. The coding region runs from base 722 to 2401 and encodes 559 amino acids.